AUGUUUUCAAGAAUCUUCAAAGUGUUUAACUCAAACAUAAAUAAAAUGGAACCAUUACAUUAUCUUGACAUUCCAUCAGAAAAAGCAACAUUUUCUAUGGGCUGUUUUUGGGCUCCUGACAGUCUUUUUGGAUCUACUCCUGGAAUUAUUACUACAAGAGUUGGUUAUGCAGGUGGAACUGAAGGUUUAAUUCCCACAUAUAGAAACAUUGGUGACUAUACAGAAGCCAUUCAAUUACAAUACGACCCAAAUACCGUCUCUUAUUUAGAGUUAUUGAAAAUGUUUUGGGACCACCAUGAUCCAACUGCAAAGUUUAAAAAGCAAUACUCUUCGUUCAUAUAUUAUCAUAAUGAUCAACAAAAAGCAGAAGCCGAGCUAACUCUUAAUGAGAAGAAAGCCAAGGGUCUUGAUGUCCUGACUAAAAUAGAACCAGCUGGUCAAUUCUUCAAUGCUGAAGAUUACCAUCAAAAAUACCGAUUGCAACAACACAAAAACCUGUGCAACGACCUUGGUCUUAAGACUGGAGAUGAUCUGAUUAAUUCUCAUGUAGCUGCUAGACUAAAUGGUUAUGUUGUUGGUCAAGGAGGAAUUGAUCAAUUUGAUUCUGAAGUUUCAAAGUUAAGAUUAGAUGAAGCAGCCAUUUCAUACAUAAGGCAAUUAGUGAUUAAAUAUGAAGGUCAAGGAUUACAUUGCUGA
Macrosiphum euphorbiae (potato aphid) is the source of this 696-nucleotide messenger RNA. NCBI's taxonomy places the organism in Eukaryota, Metazoa, Arthropoda, Insecta, Hemiptera, Aphididae. The record is from the annotation of a GenBank genome assembly.